Alternaria triticimaculans is the source of this 4398-nucleotide messenger RNA. RefSeq lists its product as uncharacterized. Gene Ontology annotation, cellular component: Lid2 complex. NCBI's taxonomy places the organism in Eukaryota, Fungi, Ascomycota, Dothideomycetes, Pleosporales, Pleosporaceae. Gene Ontology annotation, biological process: histone catabolic process. Gene Ontology annotation, molecular function: chromatin binding; ubiquitin-protein transferase activity. The coding region runs from base 1 to 4398 and encodes 1465 amino acids. The transcript has 7 exons. The record is from RefSeq and is a predicted model, not a curated record.
AUGGCGGACACGAAGAACGGCGAAGGCGAGGCUCCGUCUUCGACGGCUGGGGACCAGUCCAAUGCACCAUCACCGCGCAACGAAGAUGACGCGCAAAGCAAUCAACUGCAUCAACCCAGCGCUGCAUCAGAAGUAGCGCCUUCGAAAUCAACUAGCAAGGCUUCUACCAGGAAUUCGACACCUGCUGCUUCUUUGGAAGUACGGGAGCCUGCACAAAACCCCAACGACGCGUCUUCUGCCAUGGACGACGUGCAACCAUCGCCCGAGGCGGCCAACGUCGCUUCAAAUCAGUCCAAAGCAUCGUCAAAGGAGCCAGAUCAAAACGGUGAGGCGCUAUCGUCAUACGGUACGCGAUCGCGCGGCCGUCCUGGCAGGUCGCGACCUAAUUAUGCUGAGGACACCGAAAUGGACUUCGAAAUGGGAGCUGCAGCCACAAAUGGCAACGCAUCUGAUCCGCCGUCGCGUAAUUCUGUGGCUCCCGAGAACGGCCACUCUGCCAGUGUGGGUGGGAAGAAAGGUUCCGCCUCUGCACAAGGCAAUGCAUCGUGGGGUAAUUCCGGAACCAACACUAAAGAGACCGCGCCGAAUCCUCAUAUUUCCGGCACAUCAGCAACAGCUGCAUCGACUCAAUCAAGCACACCACAACCGCAGCCCGCAACCAAACGACGCAAAAAUGCUGCUGCGAAUGGCGCAAAUGGUAGUCACGCGAGUGCCGCUGCGCCAAGCCAAGCAGGGGCGAAGCGCGGAAGCCAUGCCAGCGCCAUGGUAGCCGCCAACAGCGCGCGAGAGACCAACAUGAUGACGUUCGAAAACACGGGUGCUUUCCUCAAGGACGGUCACUUGGAAGCCGACGAUGGCCAGAUUCUUUCAGUCAACGAUCAGGUGUACCUCGUGUGCGAGCCGCCCGGCGAGCCUUACUACCUCUGCCGGGUUAUGGAAUUUAUCCACGUCGACAACGACCCCAAGAAGCGGAUAGAGUCCAUGCGAGUCAAUUGGUUCUAUCGCCCACGAGAUGUCCAGCGCUACAACAAUGACACUCGUCUGGUCUACGCGACCAUGCACUCUGACCUAUGCCCUCUGGCGUCUUUACGGGGAAAAUGCCAAAUCUUGCAUCGGAGCGAAAUCGGCGACCUCGACGAGUAUCGCAAAACUAAAGACAGCUUCUGGUUCAACCAGGUUUUUGACCGCUUCAUUCAUCGCUGGUACGAUGUCAUUCCCGUCUCAUCGGUUAUCAACGUACCCGACAAGGUCAAGAAAGCCCUGGACGAGCGGUGGAAGUACAUCUGUCUCGAGACGAGUCGGGUAAAGGAACUCACAAGCGCUGUCAAGAGCUGCAAGCGUUGUGUUGGAUAUUGCGCAGCAGCGCAAGAGAAGAAGUUGGAGGCCCGCCUGGGUACCACUCACGAAGAUGCCGAAGAGGAAGAAGUCAUAGAUGAGGAAGAGGAGGAAGCAAGCGGCGAUACCAAUGCAGACACACCGGACCCCGAUUCCCAAGUCGACACACAUCCUGCAACACAGGCCGAGAUUGCUUUGGCUAAGAUGUGGCCUAUGCGAUAUCUUGGCAUACACUGCCGGGUAGAGGACGCACUGCAGUACGACGAUCGGGCCAUUUACCCUCGCGCAAGUUCUCGGCUGGGACCUCGACACCAAGCAAACGUCAACGUCUGGCAUGGACACCCUGUGGAACUGGUCAAACCUGCGGAGAUUAAGAAGCGCUACGUCAAGGCUGCGGGUAACAAGAAGGAAGGCAAGCUAUCGAAAGAGACGGUAGCGGCGAUUGAAGCAGACAAGGCGGAGAAGGCUAAGCGCCCUAAGUGGGUAAUGGACGAGCCGCCUGGUUAUGUUCGUCGUGGUGAAGAUCUGCCGAACAAGGACUCCAAGUGUACCGCGGAACUGAUGUUCAAGAUGCCUCCACUAGGAGUACACUCCACUCGAGGAGAAGACAACGCUCCCAACGUCACGGAAGAUCAAGUAAAAGCCUACAUGGACCGGGCAAGGGCCUUGGCCAAGUCGCAUGUUGGAGUGGAACCGUACAACACGAACUUCUUGGAUCGGUGCUUGACGCUCUUCACCAAAUAUCAGUACGACGCGGAUGUAGCCUUGAAGCAUGUCAAGAAGAUCGACAAGCGGAAAGACUUGAAAGAACCAGAGCUGACCAAGGAAGAAGAGAAGAAGUGGAACGAAGGUGUGGCAAAAUAUGGUUCUGAGAUCAGGCUCGUCCGCCAGCACACCAGCAAGACCAUGUUCUACGGGGAUGCCGUGCGCUAUUACUACAUGUGGAAGAAGACACCCAAAGGAAGAGAAAUCUGGGGCUCUUACAGCAGCCGCAAGGGCCGCAGCAAGAAGGUUGAGCCUGACACACAAUCCCGGCUUGUUGACGACGUAGCGGAUGCCGCAGACGACUCGGCUUUCGACAGCGCAAAGGCCAUUCAGCGCAAGCGGCUCUUCCAGUGCAAGUUCUGCACAGUUCGCCACUCUCGCCAAUGGAGACGCGCGCCUGGCGUGACACCUGGUCAAAUGAUACCCCCGGAUGGUCGUUCCAAGGACAAAACCGGAUUCCUCAUCGCCCUUUGCCUGCGCUGCGCGAAUUUAUGGCGCAAGUAUGCAGUGACAUGGGAAAAUGUAGACGAGAUCGCAAAGAAGGUCGCGCAGGGUGGAGGUAAGGCGUGGAAGCGUCGCAUUGACGAGGAGCUCCUCCGUGAGGUCUACGCCGCGCAGUCAGACCCCAGCUCCAAGAACCCCACUCCGGAGUACGUCGAGAUGCCGGCUGCUAUCGCCCAACCGAUUGCAGAGCCACCGAAGAAGAAGCAGAAAACUGCCGCCAUUACCAACGGAGACAGUGGAACAACAACUCCUGUCAACGAGCCUGUCUCGAAGAAGAAAGAAAAAGAGAAGGCUGCCCCGGCGCCCAAAGCCCCAACUCCACCACCAGUUCCUGCGCCUCCAAAACUGAAGCCUUUGCCAUGCGCUGCAAACAAGUGGUAUUGCGAUCCAUGCAAGAACGACAAGAAAGAGAGCGUGUCAUAUCAGGAGAGCGAGCAAGAGUUCUAUGAACAACCGAAGAUUACGCACAAGAAGAGGACGGAUCGUGAUCGCGAAAGGGAGCGCCUAGAGAAGGAGCUUAUUGACAGAGCCAAGGACGAGUAUCGCCUUCGGCAACAAGAGAAGGGUCGACCGCUUGUACCCCGUGAACCGCUCAAGCGCACCGCUGACAACAACUGGGUGCACGUGUAUUGUGCAAUAUGGCAUCCUGAAAUCAAGUUCAGCAGCGCGACUCGUCUCGACAUGGUGGAGGGAAUAGGGGCACCAACACUUCGAGAUGCCGUACCUACGGUGACUAUGAACGGAGAGACGGGUACUCUGAUCGCCGCGAUCUGGUGUAAAGACCACGCUCCCAAGACUGUUGUCCACCCAAUGAAUGAACCCGUAGAUGGAACAGACCUGAUUGCGCUCCAGCUGUUCGCGCGGGAGUUCAAGCAGGCUGACCUCACCCUGACCGGUACCGCGCGCAAAGCCAAUUUGGUGGACCAAUCGACACGCAUCGUACCCCAAAUCGUGCCUGCGCCGGCCAACCGCCGAGCAUCUGCAGUUGCAGCGCCCACACCCACGUCAGCCCGAGGUCGACAGUCCAACGCUGGUAUAUCAGUCAAGGAAGAGUCAAGCGAGCCAGCGGCGCCCAAGCCUGAGCGUAAAUGCGUGCGCUGCAAGAUCGAAUCUAGCCCACGAUGGUGGAAACUUGACGAGGAAACGGCAGCAACGCAAGCGCCUCGUAUAGUAGACGGACCAAUCGACCGCGACGGUACUGCAGAUAUGAACGGCCACAUCGAGAAGAAGCCCGUCGUCGAGGAAGGCCAAAUCGUCAACGGCAAUGGCCAAGGCGAUCAGCCAAUGACUGAUGCGCCAGCUGUUGCUUCACCAGCGCACAAAACCUUGCGGCUCAACACUGAUGUGGACGCGGCUCCUUCAGCGUCAUACAUGUGCCAGAAGUGUCAUUGGAAGAAACAAAAUGGCAAAGAUGAUGAGGAGGAAGAGCGAGCGAGAUCAGUUUCGAUCUUCAAAGAGCCACCACAAACGUAUCCACUGCCCGCGACUCAAAUUCCACCAUAUCCACCACCACCACCAGCUUUGGCAGGAGGUUGGGCGCUACAAGGCGGACCGAUACCAGGUCAGCCUCCGCCGUUGCCCUCAUGGCAUAGCGGUGUUCCUCCAGGGCCUGGGCAUCCCCCACACCACAUGCCCAACGGAAACGGUUACGGGCCACCACCACUACAAGCUCCACCUGUUGGUCAUAUUCCUGCAUUCCACGCGCCAUACCCGCCUCAGCCGAAUGGGUGCACCGAUGCACUCGGCGAUAGCAGCGGCAGGGCUUCGGCCACCGUACUCUGGACCACCCAUUAG